AUGAUCAAAGGCAAGGGUAGCCAGCCGGCGGUAUUGGCCUUUGCGGAGCGCUGCAAAGUAAGGCUUUCAAUAUCUCUCUCUCUAGAAGUCUGAGCGAUCAUCUCUUGCUGGAACAGCUUCUCAGCCGCUUUCUAGGGAUGUUAAAUCCAAUAUUGUUGCGUAUUUUCAUGCUGAUUUUUUCUUCGGCAGAAUAUUUUGGCCGCCAAUUGGCAGGCUCAGUUGUAUACCGUGAAGGCCGACGCCAAGGGAAGGUACGAAGAUCGGAAUUCGUUGAUGAUUGAACUCGCCGAUCCAGUCAUUUAUUAUAUACGUGAAUAGAUUCAAAUAGACUCUAUAUGUGUUGAUCUGCGUGGUGCGGUGUUCUCCGCGGGAUGUGGUUCAUACGAACAUCCGGUUCCAUGCUUUGAACUUCUAUUCCCGCCGUUGAAUAAUGCAGUAAUGGCGUGGAUGGAUCAUUCGGCAAUUUUUUUGAAUUUAUGACAGCAAGGAGGACAUUUACUCGUCGAAGGUCAAGUACAUCUUCAGGCGCGGUAAACCCUAUUUUUGGGUGCCAGAGGGAGAUUUGCACAAUGUGGUACUAGUCCGAUCGCUUGCGCUCCACUUUUUAGUUCAAUAUCACGUUCGUUAUUUCAAAGUCCGAGUUAAUUGUUACGAUCUUCUGGUCCACGAAUGAGAGACCACGUUUUAAUAUCUUGCUCGAAAUUUUCCUAUUUUAAGCUCUCUUUUUUUUUUUUUUUUUUUUCUUUUUUUCUGUUCUAGCCUAACUCAUUCGGACGGAAGUCUCAUCGAUCUUCCUCCGUUGUGCGACUUUGUUUCUUUAUUUCUGGAGAUAUUUUCGUGGAAAGCAUCCAAUAUAGUCGUCUGCUUGUGCCCUCAUCAUUUGAGCCAUUGUUUUUUGUUAUUUUUUGCCAGAAUACGCUUAUUGAUGAGCGUGGCUCUCUUUCUGUGAGCACUCCAACCCCAGGCGCCCUCGCGAGCCUAUUGAAAUCUGUUAAGAAGGUUGGUAUUCCGCAAGAUUUCAUGAAGAUAUUCUUGGGGAUCUGUAGCCCUGAAGUUUUCCUGUUGGGUCACUCGUGUGAGCUUUUCUACUGACCGUGAAUGAAAUUUUCAGAACCUCUUCUUCGAUCCGAUCCUUAUCAGAAUAUUACUUUCUUUCUAUUUUUGCCACCUGUUCUCAUUAAAAAAAAAAAAGAAUACUCGUGAAUUAUGUUGCCCACAUUGUUGUACCAAGAUGGCUCUAUUUGUCUGCGUUCAACAACUAAAAAUAAAUUAUCAUUAUUUAAUGCCACUUAAAUCUUAUACUGUGCCAUUAAAUCGAAAUGAAUUUAGGCUGCCCUCCUAAUUUUUUCUUUUUCUUUUUUCUUUUUGUUGAUAUUCAUAUCGCCUGUCGUUUGACUUUCAUGCUGCAGCUGCCAGGUCGGGUUGCUCUAACCGGUGAUGUCAUACCCCUCAAAGAGACCAAGGUAAAUCCCCCCUAAAUAGAUGAUGAAUAUUGACCGAAUCAGCGGCAGCUUCUUCUUUUUUUUUUUCCUGAAUAAAAUAAAAUCAUUCGUACCGAUAAUUACGAGCAUCUCAAGCCACCAAUCUAAACAAAGAGAAAAACUCUUGAAAACAUCACUUGGUUCAUCGGAUCUUGCAGGCCCAGGCAGAAGCGUAUAGGGAUUCUUGCAAGAUUUCCAUGAUGAAUAGAAACAUGGGCAGCGAUUGCUUGUUACCGAUCGAUUUAUGUCGUUAUUUUGCAUAAAUGCAGGCUGAGUCUGCCAUCGAGGGUCUGAAGGAAGCAAUGGCUUUGGAGAACAGAGCCCUCAAUCAUGCCAGCUAUUCAGUUUCCGGCGUGCUGAGCUCCGCCAGCGCGAGUUGCAGGUCCAGGAGUUAUAAUUUUCAGGAGAUCAUCGAUGGCGGGGAUAAUUUUGUGGCUUAUAAGUUUAAUAUCAGGUAAAUGAGGGCCAUUAUAUUCUCAUUUAAUCAACUGGCUUUGCGUAUUUAUGAAUCUAUUUUACUAUUAUUUCACAUUAUUGACGAUAUAAAAUAUCAUAUCUGGUUCUUUUAUACUUUUUUUUUUUUUUUUUUCAUUUAACACCGAUCCCCCACAGAACAUGCACUUACGUUGAUGCCGGGGGAGGCACCCAUGAAGUGGAGCUGGAUGGCUUGGAAUCCUCGAAGCAAGAUCUUUUAUGUAGGAAAUCUCUGCCAUUUAUAUAGUGCACAUACCAGAUGAUAAUAUAUGCAUAUAUUCUUGGAAUUAUUCAGUUUAUUGAGGAUUUUUUUAUUUUUCCUUUUUUUUUAUUUUUUUAAUGUUCUUCAGUGCCAUUCUCGGAGAAGCUCGUCGAUGGGAUUAAUCAGAGUGAGGCGAGAAGGAGGGCCCUGAUCUUUUUCUGCCUCGUCUACCUCAACGCUAAUGCCCGGGUGAGUCUCAACACCAACCUUAUUUUUCCAUGAAUAUCUCAGAUAGACUAGAAGAUAUCCCUGCGAUUGAAAAAUAAAUAUAAACCAAGAAAAUGAUGACGGAGAUUUGAACGGCAUUAAAUGAUCUCCUUCUGUGAAGACGCGAACACAUGAUGCGAACAGAUCCUGCUUCCUGGGGAAGAUCAUCAGGGAGGAAUUUCUCUUUUUGUGAAAGAAAAAUUAAAAUCAAAAUCAAGAGAUAGGCAGGCUGCGAUCCCUCUGGAUCUGACGACUCCAUUCGAUCUAUUUGUUUCGGCUCGAAAGGACGCAUUCGUGCUCUCCGUGGAUCGGAAAGGAUUCGACGUCCUCGCGAAGAUCCCCUGCGCGGCCGCCGGAGACGGCGUUGGGGCUCACCAGUGGAGGGAGUUCCGGAUCUCCUUCAACGAGGAGGUCUCAGACAUCGAGGCGUUCUGCAACCUGCUGGUGGAGAUGGAGGCGGCGACUCUCAGGGAAAUCAACAGCUUCAGCGGCCUCGGAUGA
Molecule: messenger RNA, 2925 nt
Organism: Spirodela intermedia
Lineage: Eukaryota; Viridiplantae; Streptophyta; Magnoliopsida; Alismatales; Araceae
Source: the annotation of a GenBank genome assembly